CACGACAACAUAUCAUAUGCUAUAAAAAUGUUGUUUGAUGAAUCAAAAUUCAUAGGUUGGUUGAUAGCUACGAUGGCUUCUCUAACUUUUCCUUUUCCUUAUUCGUACGUUGUUCUGCUGAUUGUUCUCCUCUUUCUCUCAUCUUUGUUCACUGCUACUUCUUCAAACUGUGGUGGUUCUAGUGUGAACUUAACCUCCUCUCUAAACAGCAAAGAUUCAACGACAGCAUGGAAUUCACCUUCUGGCCACUUUGCCUUUGGUUUCGAAUCAGUUCUAUACGACAACAAGGAGUUCAUGUCCGUGCUUGCAGUUUGGUUUGCCAAAGACCCCAACAAAACCAUGGUUUGGUAUGCAAAGCCAGGAAAAGAAAAAACUCAUCUUUUUCCGUUAGGAUCAACAGUGAAUCUCACAAGCAAAGGAAUUGUCGUGUAUGAUCCAAAGGGUCAUGACAUGUUGUGGCAACGUCCAGAAAACAACACUGAUUCUUUAGUAUCAUGUGCUUUUGUGCUAGACAAUGGAAGUUUUGAGCUUGUGGAUGAUGAUGGGAAGAGGGUUUGGGAGAGCUUUGAGGAGCCCACAGAUACUAUUUUGCCUGGUCAGAAUCUGUCUAGGCCUAGAAGCUUCAGAGCACGCCAAUCUGACACGAGUUUUGAUGAUGGGAAUUUUGAACUCAGUUGGCAGGGUGAUAGCAAUUUGGUUCUUUACCAUUCUCCAAAAUCAAGCAACGAUGAUGCUGAAAGCUCUCAGUCUCCAACACACGACGCUUACUGGGCCACUGGAACUGUCGGAACUGAAUCACAGCUUUUCUUUGAUGAGUCUGGACACAUGUACAUAAAAAAUGGCACGGGCACAGUGAUCAGAGAUAUCACAAAUGGUGGAUCUGAUGAGUUCUUUUACAUGGCUAGAAUUGACCCUGAUGGGGUUUUCAGACUAUAUCGGCACCCAAAAGAUGAGAACAAAGCUGUGGCUAAUAGUUGCAGUUCAACGUGGUGGAGUGUGGAGCAAAAGCAUCCAGAUGAUAUUUGCCUUUCCUUCACGAAGCAAACUGGGAAUGUUAUCUGUGGUUUUAACAGCUACUGUGUUAGCAGCGGUGAGAGGACUAAUUGUGAGUGCCCGGAGCAUUAUUCUCCUUUCGAACAUGACAAUCUCAUAGGUUGUAGACCAGAUUUUCCACUGCCCAGUUGCAACAGAGACGGGUGGGAGCAGAAUAAGGAUCUUGUAGAUUUCAACGAGUAUCCCAAUUUGGACUGGCCUCUCUCAGAUUAUGAUAAGUUUGAAACUGGAAUGGACAAGGAUUUGUGCAAACAAAGGUGCCUUGAAGAUUGCUUUUGUGCUGUGGCCAUAUAUGGUGAUGGAAGCUGUUGGAAGAAGAAGUAUCCAAUGAGCAAUGGAAGGAAGCACGCGAAUGUGACUAGAAUAGCUUUUGUCAAGGUGCCUAAAACAGAUUUAAACAAUGAUGAAAAAGAACAGACUACACUUGUGAUUGUCAUAUCAAUACUCCUUGGAAGCUCAGUGUUCAUCAAUGUCCUUCUACUUGUUGCUUUGUUUGCUGCUUUUUUCAUUUUCUACCACAAGAGGCUUUUGAACAGUCAGAACCUGUCAGUUGGUACAGUCAGUCACUUUACCUACAAGGAGCUUGAAGAAGCAACCACAGGGUUCAAACAAAUGUUGGGUCGAGGUGCUUUUGGAAAAGUUUAUAAAGGGGUGUUGAGAUCAAACGCAAGCAGGUAUGUUGCUGUGAAGAGGCUAGACAAGGUUGUGCAAGAAGGUGAGAAGGAGUUCAAAACAGAAGUGAGUGUGAUUGGACAAACCCACCACAGAAACUUGGUUCGUCUGUUUGGUUAUUGUGAUGAAGGGGAGCAUCGUCUUUUGGUGUAUGAGUACAUGAGCAAUGGUUCAUUGGCUGGUUUUCUCUUUGGGAUCUCAAGGCCUCAUUGGAACCAAAGAGUGCAAAUUGCUUUGGGGAUUGCAAGGGGGCUCACGUAUUUGCAUGAAGAGUGCAGCACUCAGAUAAUUCACUGUGACAUAAAGCCUCAGAAUAUACUCCUGGAUGAGUUUUUCACUCCAAGGAUUUCUGAUUUUGGCUUGGCAAAGUUGUUGCUGGCUGAGCAAACUAAAGCUGCUAGAACUGGUUUGAGAGGGACAAUUGGUUACUUUGCACCAGAAUGGUUUAGGAAAGCUACAAUCACAACCAAAGUAGAUGUUUACAGUUUUGGAGUGGUGCUGUUAGAGAUCGUAUGUUGCAAGUCAAGUGUUGCAUUUGCGUUGGAAAGUGAAGAAGAGGCACUCAUAGAUUGGGCUUAUCGAUGUUAUAGCCAAGGGAAUGUAGCUAAAUUGGUGGAAAAUGAUGAGGAGGCAAAGGAUGAUAUGAAGAGGCUGGAGAAGCAUGUCAUGGUUGCAAUUUGGUGCAUUCAAGAGGAUCCUUCACUCAGACCUUCCAUGAAAAAGGUUACACAGAUGCUUGAGGGUGUUACAACAGUUUCUGUGCCACCUUGCCCUUCUAUAUUCACUUCAUCUUCUUUUUAAACUGCAUCAGGGUGUUAUUUACAACAGUUUUUGUCAAUACUCAGUCUGUAACACAUUGCAUUGCAAUUCUGCUAAUUUAUUUCACACUGCACUAUUUCAU
Vigna umbellata (rice bean) is the source of this 2626-nucleotide messenger RNA. RefSeq names its product G-type lectin S-receptor-like serine/threonine-protein kinase LECRK3. Gene Ontology annotation, biological process: protein phosphorylation. NCBI's taxonomy places the organism in Eukaryota, Viridiplantae, Streptophyta, Magnoliopsida, Fabales, Fabaceae. The record is from RefSeq and is a predicted model, not a curated record. Gene Ontology annotation, molecular function: ATP binding; protein serine/threonine kinase activity.